Molecule: messenger RNA, 569 nt
Organism: Megalops cyprinoides (Indo-Pacific tarpon)
Lineage: Eukaryota; Metazoa; Chordata; Actinopteri; Elopiformes; Megalopidae
Gene: pfdn2
Product: prefoldin subunit 2
Exons: 4
Coding region: 7-495 (162 amino acids)
Biological process (GO): protein folding
Cellular component (GO): prefoldin complex; cytoplasm
Molecular function (GO): protein folding chaperone
Source: RefSeq, a predicted model, not a curated record
UCCAAGAUGGCAGCGAGCAGUAGUAGCAGCACGGCGGCCAGUAAAACCAACAACAGCACCGGAGGGAAACAGUCUGGGCCCUCGGCGGAGCAGGUGGUUGCCGCAUUUCAGCGGAUGCGCCAGGAGCAGCGCAGUAUGGCCGCCAAGUCAGCUGAGCUGGAGAUGGAAAUCAAUGAGCACAGCUUGGUCAUUGACACCCUGCGGGAGGUAGAUCCUACACGAAAGUGUUACAGGCUGGUCGGCGGUGUUCUUGUAGAGAGGACUGUGAAGGAGGUUCUGCCUGCACUGGAGAGCAACAAAGAACAGAUAUCAAGGAUAGUGGAGUCGCUCAACACACAAAUGCAGACAAAAGGGCGGGAACUGACCGAGUACCGGGAACGCUACAACAUUCGAUUGGUGGGAGAGGAAGAUGGGCCGGGCAAAGCAGGAGCAGCAGCCAACCGGGAAAGUGAAGGGGGCGGAUCCAAAGGCGGGGCUGGUGUCCUGGUGUCAUAGGAUGAGGCGAAGCCCUGGAGAAAAAUCCUCCAGAAUGCCAUAGCGAAGGUUGCCACGUACUUACUGUAUUUGUG